Messenger RNA from Liolophura sinensis, 7924 nucleotides. RefSeq names its product NACHT and WD repeat domain-containing protein 2-like. The coding region runs from base 60 to 5159 and encodes 1699 amino acids. The record is from RefSeq and is a predicted model, not a curated record. The transcript is spliced from 8 exons. Lineage: Eukaryota; Metazoa; Mollusca; Polyplacophora; Chitonida; Chitonidae. Gene Ontology annotation, molecular function: protein binding.
ACUAGCAUGAAGACGGACAAAUAGGCGACAGGUUGGUAUGGCUGGGUAGCCUUGUGAAGAUGGGAGAAAAAAUGGAACAAGCUUAUCACAGAUCAUUGCUGGAUGGAACUGCAAGCAAAGUCCCGGAAAUCUCCUCGAAAAUCGUUCGGGUGUUCAUCAGUUCGACAUUUUCAGACAUGAUCUGGGAGCGAAAUGCACUGAUGGAGAGAGUGUACCCAAAGUUGAAAGAUUAUUGCAGGGACGAACACGGGCUGGAAUUUCAGGCAGUGGACAUGAGAUGGGGCGUCCAUGCUGAUGCUCAGAAUGACCACCAGGCCAGCAGCUUGUGUCUGCAAGAGAUCAGGAAUUGCCAAGAACUAUCCAUAGGACCAAACUUUGUGAUACUAAUGGGCCAGAAGUACGGUAGCCGGCCCUUCCCGACGCACAUUGUCCAGCCCGAGUUUGAGUUACUGUUGUCUGUGAUGAGGGACGAUGAGGAAGUUCUCAAUCUGAUCAACACCUGGUUCAAGAUCGACGAGAAUUCAGUUCCGUUUCGCUACGUUUUGCAGCCAAUCAACAGCAUUCUGACACAUUUCAAUGAGACGGAUCCCACACUAAGAGCCGCUGACGAGAAGCAGUGGGGCGAAAUUUACAGCAGACUGAUGACUGCUCUCCGUAAGGCCGCCAGUUCAUGUUAUGAGGCUGGAGACUUAGACAUGGCAGCGAGGGACAAAUAUUUUAUAUCUGUCACUGAGAACGAAAUUCAGCACGGUCUUUUACAAUAUGAUGGCGACAAAGCACAAAAGUGUUUGUGUUUUAUGAGGAACAUUCAGGACAUUUCGGACAAUCUGCAACAUACAAAAUCUGCCAAAUUUAUUGACAUGAACUCUACUGAAGUCGAUGAAGAGGCAACUAAAAUGCUGAAAGUUUUGAAAGAUGAGAAGAUUCCAGGUGUGUUACCUGCGGAAAAUAUCUCCCAUUACACCGUAUCGUGGGCGGGUGAUGUGGGGAUCAAUCCAGAGGUGCACGCGGACUAUCUCAAUCAGUUCUGUGUGGAUUUCUACAAGAAAAUGACAGAACGCAUAGACAAGUCCGUGGCUUCAAUGACAGGCAUUCAGAAAGACAAGCUACUAACGGAGGUAGUGCAACAUCGGAAAAUGGCUAAAGUGUGGACAAGUAUCUUUCAUGGACGCGAAGAUGUCUUGUCAGAAAUUCAGAAGUAUGUGUGGGGGUCGUCCAAACGACCCUUUGUUAUUCACGGUCCAUCUGGAAGUGGGAAGACUGCUGUUAUGGCGAAGUGCGCAAGUCUGACACAUAACUGGCUCAAGAAGGAAUCUGCAGUUGUCAUUAUCAGAUUCCUCGGUAUAACCCCAAGCAGUUCAGGCAUACGCACCGCGCUGGAUUCAAUUUGCAAUCAGCUCUGUUCACUGUAUGGCAAGAAUCAUUCCACAAUACCGUCUGAUUACGCUCAGCUGGUAUCUUACUUCCGAGAGCUUCUUCAGGUUGCAAGUUCCAAACGUCCUAUAGUUAUUUACCUGGACUCUGUUGACCAAUUGUCUCCUGCCAACUUUACCUUCAAGCUGACCUGGUUACCCAAGCUUCUUCCGGCAAAUGUAAAAAUUGUGCUAUCUACCCUACCUGACAUGUACAGCAUUCUAAAAAACUUGCAGACAUUUUUGAAAGAAAACGAGAGUUUCGUUGAACUCAAACCUCUUGGGAACGAGCUCACUCAAGAAACCUUAUUCAGCAGGCUUCAGUUAGCAAAUCGAACCUUGACGAAACAGCAAGAUGCAGUGGUACAAGAAGUUUUUAAAAGCUGCAGUCUACCACUAUUCUGCAAGGUAGUGUUCGAGGAAAUCUCUACCUGGAAGUCCUACACUCCCGUAUCAGAGGACAGCGUGUCCUCCUCCAUUGAAGGUGCAAUCCAUAAGAUGCUUGAGAGGUUAGAGGUGGAGCACGGAAAGGUGUUAGUGUCUCAUGCCCUAGCUUACCUAACUGCUUCCAGAACUGGAUUGACCCUGGUGGAGUUGGAAGACUUGUUAUCUUUGGAUGAUGAGGUAUUAAACUCUGUGUUCACCUACUGGCUGCCACCUAUACGACGCAUCCCCCCUGCCAUAUUAACUAGACUGAGACUUCAGUUACAAGGGUAUGUGGUUGACAGAGAAGCAGACGGCGUUGUAGUUGUGUACUGGUAUCACAGGAAGUUCAUUGAAGUGGCCAGAGACCGAUAUCUGUCUAAUAAUGCAACUGCAGCUAAGAUUCAUAGUAUCCUGGCUGACUACUUCAUGGGAACUUGGGGAGGCGGAAAGCAGAAGCCAUUUACCUAUUCAUCGUUUUUGAUAUCGAGACUCGGACUAAAGGACUCGUCAGGUAAAGCUGACCGUAAAGUUCCUCUCCAACCUUUAUCUUUCCAUCAUGAGGUUCAAGACACGUACAACCUAAGGAAAUUAAUGGAACUGCCUCAGCACCUGAUUCAGAGUCAAAGGUUGCAGGAUCUUAGAGACGUUGUGUUGUACAGUUAUGACUGGUACAUUGCCAAGAUAAAGGCUUUUUCACUUCAAGAGCUCUUAACAGAUCUGAGGCUAGCUCAAGAGACCAUCCCGGAUGAAGGAUCUGUUCAACAGGUGGUUGAUGCCCUGCGACUCGGAGCUACAGCCUUAAAUUCAAACCCAGACUGUUUGUCCUUAGAGUUGUGUGGGAGAUUAAAGGACGUUGGUAUGACAGACAACUAUAUCAAAAUGCUGUUAGAAAGCUGUGGAAAAACAAGUGACUGUAUGUUAUCUGUGCCAUUCCAGUGCUUUGACGGACCAACAAGGUCCUUGGUCAUGACUCUCGAGGGCCAUAAUAAGUCCAUUGUUGAUGUCGUUUUCCUUCCUGGCAAAGAAAUGGCAAGUUUUGGCUGGGAUGGAAUGAUUUGCUUCUGGGACUUAUCUUCUGGCGAACUUUUGAAACAGGUGGAUGCUAGUUUUAUAGAACCAAAUCUCCGAGCAUUUCUCUUGUUGUCAAGAGACGGGAAAUACCUUGUUGCUCUUAACAAGGUGGGAUCUAAGCAUAUGGGCAUAUUUUGGGCUGAGACAGGUGACUUGUUACAUCAGUACCAAUACAAUCAUAGUCAACAUCUUCACAAAAUCGUCAUAGGUAAGCGAUAUCUCUGUGUGGACUUUGGCAUCCUGGACAUGGAAACUGGAAAGGUGAUCAACACUCUGAAUAAAUAUAAUGUGAACAUUACAGAGUAUGCUUUGGUAGUGUUUACAGUUGAUGAUAAGCAUAUUCUUAUCGGAAGUAGAUCAGAGACAGCUAUGUAUGAAAUAGCUUCAUGCAAGAAAGUGUUCAGCAUUCCAGGGGAAAACAUUGCCAGUCAACUCAAAGUAACUCCGGAUGGUAGAUUUGCCUUGAUUGGCUAUGUGAUAAGUUGUGUUGUGAAAGUGGUGGACGUGGAUCAGACAAGUUCGACAUUUGGACAACAACUGCAUCUCAUUGACAUUCCCAAUAUGUGCCCAGAGCUUGGUAUUGCCGAGGACAACACGGACGUGUUCACCCAAGAGGUGUCCGACAUAAAUAUUUCUCAGGAUGGAAAAUUUGCCCUCGCUCUCUUGAAAAGGUUUUACCUUGCCGUUUGGAAUCUUCAAACACCUGAGGUGAUUCCUGUAAUACUUCAACAUCCUGAUUCCCGUGACUUUUUCCAGGGCAAAUCCCAUUGUCACUUUUCACCAACGUUUACAGCUGACAGUAAAUAUGUUGUGUGUUAUAAACUGAAUGGCCCUCUGGUCAUGUGGGAUGCUAAAAAUGGAAAUUUCAUCACAUCAGUUCCUGCUCACAGCAAUGAAAUUAUGCAGCUGAAAAUAGAUUUUUCUUCGAAUUUGAUGGCAACGGUUGCAAAAGCAGAUUUGACCAUUAAACUAUGGAACGUGGAUGAACUGGCAGCAACACCUAUGCCAAAUCAAAGCAAACUAAAAGAAAGUUACAUUCAACACCUGGCUAUACCACCUACAUACAACUUUGCCAUAUCAUUACAUACUGUCGCCCGGUACAGCAGGGAAGUCUACCAAAUGAUUGAUUAUUUUGGCUUAACUUUGUGGAACCUGGACAAUGGAACGAAAAAUACCAUUUUACCGUUUGGACAGUAUGGGCAAGUUUGCCAGAUGGACUGUUCAGAAAAUGGCGAGGUGUUAAUCUUCCUGAUGGGUAGCCUUGCUCAGAGACGGAUAAGAAUAAUAGACCUCAAAAACAGCCAUCUUGUCUUUUCUUUCACUCUGCCAUACUGCAUCCUGGCAAAAAUACACAAAAAUGGCAAGUUUAUGGCAGUGGUGACAUACGAGGAAGGGACAUACUUCACGUCUAUCAGGGCAUGUGAAAAUGGAAACAUUCUAGGACUUCAUGAAAAUUGUUAUGAUGUGGUAUUUUUGAGAGACACUGCAGUGCUUCUUAACACAUCAGGCAUGCUAGAGGUUGACGAUCUCAGCACAUCAACUCAAACAAGCAUGUCUAUUGGGUUCACCUCGGGAAACCUUCAUAAUUUAUCGGGAGAAUUUUCGUCAGCAGUUCUAGCCGUAUCCAAGCCGACUAAAACUGGUCUUUGUAGAGGGGAGAUUGUUGAUGUCAGAACACUUCAGAAAUUGGGAACUUUGCAGUCCGUUGGAGAGCACGGCAUUGUAUCUUUAUCAAGAAAUGGGAAAAGAGGUAUAGAUUCCAGUCUCCAAGUAUUUGAUAUGCAUACCUUCGCCAUGUUGAUUCAGCUUCAGCCAGGCAGUCGAGCCAACAAAGCUUUGAUUCGGUUGCUAAAUGAAGGAGACUACGCCGUAUGGGUGGAUAGUGACGUGAGUGAUCUGCUGAAAGUUUGUCGUGUUUCAGAUAACACACUGGUAGCAACGUGUAACUUGCAUGCCACUCCAGUCAUACUUGAAAUCAGUUGUCAAAGUAACGGCAUUGUCGUUGGCACAAACCUUGGCCAAAUACUGGUUUUUCUCUUGAAACCCAAACAGCCAGUAAACAGGAGUGAGACGAAAGCUAUCAGCGAGCCGUCGAGCCAUAUGAUGCCAGAGUUGUCUGCCGAUCUACAAGCAACACUCCAGGACCUGGCCAAGCAAGCGAGAAUGUUCGCCUUCAACAAGACCACGUUGCAGUCAAAGACAAGUACGCUCAGUGAGCACGACACGUCAAGUACCUGUGUUUUUGUAUAAUUAAUGAAAUGUGUUUUCUCGAAAGUUUCAAGGAUCUUCUGCACAAAAGAAAUCUACAUUCUCAUUGAUUUAGUUAUAUGUCGAUAACUGCUGUAUUUGACGAUUCAAACACAGACUGCCCUAUGGCAGGAGUGCUGUGUUCAGAAAACUCCAUGUCACAACGAGUACAUUACUACAAGAUAUAGCAUUAUUAUCAACUAACAUUGUUGAUAAAGUAUCACGUAUCAAGCAUGUAGUGCGCCAUUAUUAUGUUGCAUGUGUGCAACACGCAAGGUACAUUACGUCUCUGCGUGUUGCUUACCCCACAAAUCAACUGGUUUCCUGUUAAUUAUGCCUUAUAAAAAUAUCGGCUGAAAGCAGACACCAUUUGAUGAAUGGUAAAGACCAGUAUAGGUGGGUGUUUCUGAUAGAAAUGAAACCUUUGCCACUGUUCAUAUAUUACAAAUGUAGUUAUAUUCAUCUCCUACUUGACUUGAAGAGCUACGCCAGUUGCACAGCCUUUGCAUUUUAGAAGAGGAUUUUAAUGCUGAACAUCAAAAUAUCUUGUUUCCUUUCAUAGAUUUAAAGGCUAUCAGUUCCCUCUUUUCCAGGCAUGCUGUAACAAUUUGACUGAUGUUUCUGUUUUUGUCAGAUGUCACGCACGAACACACCACAUCGACGCUGUUCAAACUUCAAAAUUCAGCAAAAUUCCCUGAUCUCUUCCUCAUUUAACGUCACAUCUGUAAUAUGUCGACCUCACGCAAUGCACAUCUUAGUUCAGUUUGUAAAGUUUUCUUCGUAUAAAUUUAACAUACAGCCUAGUAUCUCUCAGAAAUGGAGCAACUCUUUAAUAUAAUCAUGUCGCUUAUUUUAUGCACAUUUUACCGAAUUACAUUAAUAGGGCCAUUAAGCCACAUAUAUACUGAAUGUGACGCAUUGAAGUGAUUCAAAAUCGGCGCUGAUUAGCUGAAGAUGGUGAGUGGUCAAAUUUCAGAGUACACUAAUUGACCCUAUAGUGCCUAAUAUUAAGCUUUAACCUUGGUUGAUGCGUCUGGCUAGGCUGACAGUAAGCGACGAUUCUGUGUACUUGUUAGUGUCAUAAUUAAGAUUUAAAAAAAAAAAAACACGAAGGUUACCAGAUACCAGUUAUGACAAUACUGGCUGUAGGGGCCUACAUCACAAGAUAUGCAUGACUAGAUACGUAUGCCAAAAUUGUAUUACACUGUAAUGUGGCAAUACUUCACAUACUAAAUAUGACCAGGUACUUCUGACAGUUAUUCUAAAAUAAUUAACUCUGAUUUUAAUUCCAUGGAGUCUUUUUAAGUCAUGUUUUUAGGGUGCUAAUGCAAUCGAAUAUAAUACAAAUUUCUUUCUGAUUAACAGAAGCCAUUUAUAUCUAUUCAUGUGUUUAUGAGUAAAAGCAAAUGUAUACUUGUAUUAAGAUUAUUACUUUUUCACAGUUUAUUUAUUCAACGCUGAUCACUGAGAGUAUAUUACUUAAUCAGAUCACAAAUGUCUGUAAUAUACGUGUGCUUAGAUCGCAAACAUGCUGAUAUACCCUGACAGACUGGGUAUUCUGUAUGACGUUACAUUCAGAUAUACAAAUGCUGUACAAAUGCCAUCGGAGUAAUGCCCCUUUACAUGUAUUGGCCUCAAACUUUUAACAGGCCUCGGUCUUCAACACGAUAUUGUGCUAUGCAAACUGUUUCAUUUUUUUUUUCAUUAUUGCUUAUAAUAAUGCUUAGAACACAAGACUGUUUAUAAAAAAAGGGUUGUUCUUAUUUUGUCGGAUGAUGAGUUGUGACCCUUGUAUUUUCUCCCGUUAGUGACAAGCAGGAAUGUUAUGUGGGGCUUUGGUUUACAGGGGUUUAGAAUUAGAUCUAAUAUAAGUGUACGUUCAUGUAUGAGGACGUAGGAGAACAUGUUCUUUAACUCUGUGGGGUAUUCCAAAUGGUUCCAAAACCCUGUGUUUGCAUGCUCACAUCACAAAUGAAGCGUUGUAAACACACAUGUAAACAAAUCGCACACUGAGAACAGUAAAACGCUGAUUAUAUGUCCACAAAACGUAUUUUGCCCUGUACUCCAGAAUAUUUAAUAUUUAAGACAGUGGCAGAAAUUUAUUUAUUUGAUUGUUGUUUAACAACAUACUGAAGAAUUUUUCAUUUAUACGGUUCCACAGGAGUAAGUAGAUCUACUACUUUACUGGCGAUAAACAAUCCAGUAGUUUUAUUUUCAAUACUUCCAUCCCCACCCUCCCUCACUCCAAAAUGUAUUUAUUUAUUUGAUUGGUGUUUUAUGCCGGCAUUAUGGUGGGGGGAAACUGGACAGAGGCCGGGGAAACCCACGACCACCCGCAGGUUCCUGGAAGACUUUUCCACGUACUCUAAAAUAUAUAUGCAUAUACAUAUAAAUAUAUAUUUGUUGUGACACUCAGGAAUUUUUCACUUUGGUGGUCAGUUUAAUAGAUGGAUUGACCGACAUAAUCCCACAACCCACAAGUGGUAACCAACAAACGUUACACUACUCACCCUUACAAGAACCUGUGGAUAGUCAUAAGUUCUCGCAACGUCGCUUUCCUCUCACCGUGAUGCUGGCCUCUAUCGUAUAAAUGAAAUAUUCUUGAGUACGGCGUAAAACAUCAAAUAAAUAAAUAUUGUCACCGAGGCCAUACAUGAACAGUGAGAGUGAAUCAACAAACUCACUGUCCAAUGGCAGAAACGCUAGGUUAAAAAGGUCAUUUUUAAUAUAAGUAUGAUUUCUGGAUUUCCAGAACUUCACAACGUCGC